Pseudovirgaria hyperparasitica is the source of this 2432-nucleotide messenger RNA. Its product is annotated as actin-like ATPase domain-containing protein. The record is from RefSeq and is a predicted model, not a curated record. The transcript has 6 exons. Bases 150 to 2339 code for a protein of 729 amino acids. Gene Ontology annotation, molecular function: ATP-dependent protein folding chaperone; ATP binding. NCBI's taxonomy places the organism in Eukaryota, Fungi, Ascomycota, Dothideomycetes, Acrospermales, Acrospermaceae.
GUAACCAGCUACCAACAGCCAACUGAGCCAACCGACCCGACCGUCGUCCCUCCCAGGCCCUCUGCUCCACCCACUCUCUCCCCCCCUCCCGUCCUCUGCUCUCUUUUUACAACGUCUUCGCUGACCGUUCCCCCGUCGAGGUUGUUUUCAUGUCAUCCAUGAACGCUCGCUUCAAAAAUCUCGUGGGCUCGAGACGCAAAUCCUCAAACACUGUUGCUGCCUCAAACCCAAGCACCCCGCCCCCAGCCAACUCCAGCUCGCUCUCCCCUCCUUCCAAUCCCAGCUCCUCCACCACUUCUCUCCAGAUGAAUCCCCAAAACCCUCUCGGUCGUCCUCCUUCCUACACCUACGCUCCUCCUGGUGGCAACCUCGGUGCUCCUCAGCAACACGGUCGUUCGAGUAGUCCAAUGCCCCCGCCGCCCAUAAACACUGGUGCACAAGGCCACGGAUAUCCACCCCAACCGCAAGGCCAGAUGUAUGGUCAAGGUCCUCCUCCUCCGGGGCCUCCGGGUUAUCCUCCCGCUCAACAACCUCAGUAUGGUGGUUAUGGUGCUCCGGCUCCGGCUCCUCCAGGGCCACAAGCGUACAACAGGCCCCCACCAGCUGUCGAGGCUGAUGCCGGGAAUCGGAGUAAAGCUCAAUUGAUUGUUGGGAUUGAUUUUGGAACCACCUUUUCCGGUGUAGCGUUUGCGUUUGCGACAAAUACUGAGGCAAAGGAAGACAUCAUCACUGAGUGGCCGGGCGCAGGGAAUCAAACAAAACAAAAGAUUCCGACCGUUCUAUACUAUGAUCAAUACCAAAAAGUCGUCGGAUGGGGUCCAGAUAUUGCUGAGGCGCUAGCUCCGACUGGAUACCCCAAGGCUGGCGUGCAGAAAGUCGAAUGGUUCAAGCUGCAGCUGAUGCUGUCUGGAAACACAUAUAUUGACCCAAUCAACCUUCCCCCACUACCGCCAGGCAAGUCGGAAAUCGACGUAGCCGCUGAUUAUCUAUUCCACCUAAGACAGGCCAUGCGAAACCAGCUGCAAAAAACCCUCGGAGAAGUAUUCAAUCGUGAAGAGAGAAAUAUUCGAUACUACCUCACAGUACCUGCUAUCUGGAACGAUGCUGGGAAGGCAGCUACUCGUGCUGCAGCCAUUCAGGCCGGCUUCCUUCGGGACGAGAACGACAAUCGGCUGACACUGAUCACUGAGCCAGAGGCAGCUGCCAUGUUCUGUUCGAAGACAGGCUUACUUAAUCUCAAAGUACACGAUGCUCUUCUGAUCGUUGAUUGCGGUGGUGGCACCGUCGAUUUGAUCGCUUAUGAAGUCGAAGAGGAGAACCCAUUCUCUGUCGCAGAAUGUACUGCAGGUUCUGGUGACUCUUGCGGCUCUACCGCAUUGAAUCGUAACUUUAGCAACAUUCUUCGUGCCAAGAUCCGAAAGAUGAAGCUUCCAGACGGCUCCAAGACUGCAGGCAAGGUUUAUGCCAAGUGCAUCAUGGAUUUCGAAAACCGAAUCAAAGCAGACUUCCGCAACAACGGUCAGAAAUGGGCCGUUGACGUUGGUAUUGAAGCCGAGUUCCCUGAAGCAGGCAUUGAAGAGGGCUACAUGACGUUUACGAACGAGGAGAUUCUUCAGUGCUUCGAACCAGUCGUUAAUCGUAUUCUGGAACUUGUACGGAACCAAAUUAUUGCCAUCCAAGCGCAAAAUAGGGCACUGCAGAACGUUCUCGUUGUUGGUGGUUUUGGUGCAUCCGAAUACCUUUUCCAGCAAAUCAAGCUUCACGUUCCUCCACAGUUCCAGUCCAAGGUCGUCCGGCCUAUGGAUUCAGUAGCAGCUAUUGUGAAGGGUGCUGUCACAGCUGGUAUUACUGAGCGUAUUGUAACUCAUCGUGUGUCCCGUCGUCACUAUCUGAUGGCUACCUUGCAGCCUUUCAAGGAGGGUCACCAUCCUGAGCAGUAUCGUGUCCCGUCCCUGGAUGGCAAGGAUCGCUGCAAAUACACUCGCCAAAUAUUUGUGCAAAAGGGUCAGCGUGUCAAGAUUGGCGAGCCAGUCAAGGUCUCCUUCUUUCGACAAGUGGCACCAGGGGCUACGCUCAUGUACGAAGAUAUCUUGUAUGCUUGUGACGAUGAUGUCUGCCCAGAGUAUACCAAAGAUCCUCGCAUCAAGGAAGUCGUUACUUUAACCUCAGAUCUCUCACGCAAGAAUCUCGAGAAAGAUUUCGAGCGCAUGGACACACCGCAGGGCACGUUCUACCGGGUGUACUUUGACAUCUACCUCACGCUAGACGGGUCCGAGUUCAAUGCAGAACUCGUCUGCCAGGGCGAAGUCAUGGGCCGCUGCUCUGCGCGCUUCCGAUAAAUGUCUCAAAACCUUCCGGACACGAAAUGCGGACCCUUUACGAACAUCCCUUCAUACACAUCUCCGGGUACUGGGAUGGGAUUCUCAUUUGGC